GGGAGGGAGGGAGGUGAUCGCAGCGGCCGAGGGCUGCGCGGCUGAAGGCGAGAGCGGCGCCGUCGCUGCCCGCUGUCGGCAGGAGGAGGAACGGGGGGUGGGGGAAGCGAGCAAUCACAUGAACCGGCCCGUUAUGGCUCUGUUAUCGCCGAGCUAACUUUAGACCGAGCAGAAAGUAAAAACAAAUAGCGGUCGGAGAGAAUUAAACAAUAAGGAUUUUGUUUGGAGUUAAAGAAGCGCCGCCACUGCGCCCCAGAGCCCGUCCGCCGUGACAAUGUGAGGGGUAUUUAUUUAGCAACGAGGACAAUUUUCCCCCAUCACAUCUUCUGUCACUUUAGAAGUUUCUCGCCCUCCCUCCCUCUACCCAAAGAUCCUGUAGCCUCUACCGUCUGCCUGAAAUCUCGCGAGCGGCUGCGAGGGACUCGGUAAAGUUUAAUAUGGCGUCUAAUCUGCUAAAGAAUAAAGGCUCCCUCCAGUUUGAGGACAAAUGGGAUCUUAUGCGCCCCAUUGUCCUAAAGCUGUUACGGCAGGAAUCUGUGACGAAGCAGCAGUGGUUUGACUUAUUUUCAGAUGUUCAUGCUGUCUGUUUGUGGGAUGAUAAAGGUCCAGCAAAAAUUCAUCAGGCACUCAAGGAAGAUAUUUUAGAUUUUAUCAAACAAGCUCAAGCUAGGGUGUUAAGCCACCAAGAUGAUACUGCUUUAUUGAAAGCCUACAUUGCAGAAUGGCGGAAGUUCUUCACACAAUGUGACAUUUUGCCCAAGCCUUUCUGUCAAUUAGAAAUUACGUUAAUGGGCAAACAGGGUAGUAAUAAGAAAUCCAAUGUGGAGGAUAGUAUUGUACGAAAGCUUAUGCUGGACACCUGGAAUGAGUCAAUUUUUUCGAACAUUAAGAAUCGUCUUCAAGAUAGUGCAAUGAAGCUAGUUCAUGCUGAACGUCUAGGAGAAGCCUUUGACUCACAACUGGUCAUUGGAGUCAGAGAAAGUUACGUCAACCUGUGUUCAAAUCCAGAAGACAAGCUUCAGAUUUAUCGUGAUAAUUUUGAAAAGGCUUAUUUAGAUUCGACUGAGCGAUUCUACAGGACGCAGGCCCCAUCUUAUUUGCAACAAAAUGGUGUACAAAAUUACAUGAAAUAUGCAGAUGCUAAAUUAAAAGAAGAGGAAAAGAGGGCACUUCGAUAUUUGGAAACCAGACGAGAAUGCAACUCAGUUCAGGCUCUCAUGGAGUGCUGUGUGAAUGCUCUGGUGACUUCUUUUAAAGAGACGAUUCUUGCUGAAUGCCCAGGCAUGAUCAAACGCAAUGAGACAGACAAACUACACUUGAUGUUUACAUUGAUGGAUAAAGUUCCAAAUGGGAUUGAACCUAUGUUAAAAGAUUUGGAAGAACACAUUAUUAGUGCUGGAUUAGCAGAUAUGGUAGCAGCUGCAGAAACUAUAACUACUGAUUCUGAAAAAUAUGUGGAGCAGUUGCUUACAUUGUUUAACAGAUUUAGUAAAUUGGUAAAAGAGGCAUUUCAAGAUGACCCUCGCUUUCUUACUGCAAGGGAUAAAGCAUAUAAAGCAGUUGUGAAUGAUGCCACAAUAUUUAAACUUGAACUGCCAUUGAAACAAAAAGGAGUUGGACUAAAAACUCAGCCUGAAUCGAAGUGCCCAGAACUGCUAGCAAAUUAUUGUGACAUGCUACUAAGAAAAACGCCCCUUAGUAAGAAGCUUACAUCAGAAGAAAUUGAAGCAAAACUAAAAGAAGUGCUUCUUGUACUAAAAUACGUGCAAAACAAAGACGUCUUUAUGCGAUACCAUAAAGCUCACUUAACAAGACGUUUAAUCCUGGAUAUAUCAGCUGACAGUGAAAUAGAAGAAAAUAUGGUGGAAUGGCUUAGAGAAGUGGGAAUGCCUGCCGACUAUGUGAACAAGUUGGCCAGAAUGUUUCAGGAUAUUAAAGUAUCUGAAGACCUUAACCAAGUUUUCAAAGAAAUGCACAAAAACAAUAAAUUGGCCCUUCCAGCUGACUCUGUGAAUAUCAAGAUUUUAAAUGCUGGUGCCUGGUCUAGAAGCUCUGAGAAAGUAUUUGUUUCUCUGCCAACUGAACUUGAAGACCUUAUCCCUGAGGUGGAGGAAUUUUACAAAAAAAAUCACAGCGGUAGAAAGCUACAUUGGCAUCACCUCAUGUCUAAUGGAAUUAUAACUUUCAAAAAUGAGGUUGGCCAGUAUGAUUUAGAGGUUACCACAUUUCAAUUGGCAGUACUGUUUGCCUGGAACCAAAGACCAAGAGAAAAGAUUAGUUUUGAAAAUUUAAAAUUAGCAACUGAACUACCAGAUGCAGAACUUAGGAGGACAUUAUGGUCUCUUGUAGCUUUUCCAAAAUUGAAACGUCAGGUUUUACUCCAGGAACCUCAAGCCAGCUCACCCAAAGACUUCACUGAAGGCACACUUUUCUCAGUGAACCAAGACUUCUCUUUAAUCAAAAACAGCAAAGUUCAGAAGAGGGGAAAGAUUAAUUUAAUCGGAAGAUUGCAGCUAACAACGGAGAGAAUGAGAGAAGAAGAAAACGAAGGAAUAGUUCAGCUCAGAAUAUUACGAACACAGGAAGCGAUCAUACAAAUCAUGAAGAUGCGGAAAAAAAUCACAAAUGCUCAGCUACAGACGGAACUUGUAGAAAUACUUAAAAAUAUGUUUUUGCCACAGAAAAAAAUGAUCAAGGAACAAAUUGAAUGGCUGAUAGAGCACAAAUAUAUUAGAAGGGAUGAGUCGGACAUAAAUACUUUCAUUUAUAUGGCAUAAAUGACUAUGAAAAAACUAUGCCAGAAAUUGGAAUGAAUCCAUUGACUUUGCAGACUUUGAAAGAAAUAGCUGAAGUGACGACAACUCAAAAAUUUAUUCAGUUGAAUUAUUAAGUUCCUGCCUUACUGUACCACAGAUGAACAAUAUUUACCAGUUUCAUGCACAUAGCAUUUACCUGCCUUUGUGUAGUUCACUUUUGACAGCAUGCUGUUUUGUGGGAGUACUGAAUUCAUUGGAGCCUGCUAUGCUUUCUUGGUAACUUUGACCCUAUUUUCACUUGUUCUGUAUAAAAGUUAAUAGUUUUUUUUUUCCAGAAACAUUUAAAACCGGUGAAUAUAGGACUUUAAACUUUCAUGCACUGGGAAAAUACUUGAGUCAUUUUGUAUUACAAAGAAAAAUUGGGUCAGGAGCAGCAAUUUCACCUUUCUGAUGAUACUAGGUGGUGUCAUUUAAUACAGACUAACCUGAAUUUUUUGUUUUUUUUAAACCUGUUGCACACUUGAAAUGUUUAAUAUUACUCUGGCUAUAAUGGUUCACAUCUGAGCUUAGCUGAUGUGUUACUGUUAGAAGGAUUUGUCCAUAUAUUUGAGUAAUUAUUUAGCUGUUUGCAACCUAAAUUCCAAGGCUGCCUCUCACUCAAAUGGGUUGAAGUCUGCCACAGUUGGGAUUAAUUUUGUCAUUCUGCCCCAAAGGUAUACCUUUAGAAAGUUUGGCGCAGAGGAGUGGGAUAGAUGUAAAACUAUACUUGAAAGUAUGCCUAAAAGUCUAUUGAACAAAGGGACAGUCAGCAAGCCAUAUUGACCAUAAAAUAACAGGUUUUGUUUUUGCAGAUUUAAUUUGCUUGAAGAGUAUCAAUUGCUGCUCUUGGCUUGGGAUCAUUCAUUGUUCUGAGACAGCCACAAUAACCAUUUGCAUGAUUUUUUUUUCCAGUGUAGGUGGUUAAACAUAUAGUUUUAAAAUAUUACUUUGUGGUUUUCUGGACUGGGGAGAGAGAAAAUGAGCCUGUGCUUCUGUUCCUGAGUGCUGUCAAUUGUAUAAACCUUGGGUGGACAGGAUUCAGUUCUGCAGCCUGUUAACACAUGAAAAUAUCUCUUAAGAUGACGAACUGUGCCGCCAGCUCUCAUGAAACUAUAUCUCACCAAGAAUGUGAGGUUGAGUGAGAGAUGAGAUGCAAUUUGGGGGUGAACAAUCUAUAUUUAAUUUUAAUUUUGGCAUACAAUUCUACUGAUUUGUAAUGUAUGUAGCCUGCCUUCACCCCAUUUUCUUUGCUGGAGAUCAAUUCAAGAUGAAAAGUAUGAAGGAGUCUAAGAAAUGUGGGGGGUGGAGGGGGGAACAGAAAUUGGAACAGACUAAAUGUAUAUCUUUUAACCUGAUAGCUGUUUAUAUGUAAACAUGUAACCGUCAGUGAGAUUUACUGGACUCUGAGGUGGCUCAAUUUUUCUUGCAGUGAAUGUCCAGCACUUGAACCAGCUUUUAAAAUGUUAUAAUAUUCCAGAAAACUUGGUAUCCUCAAAAUUUUGUUAGUACUUUGGCAACCAUCCUAUAAUAUGUGCAUACAAUGCACUUAACCUUUAAAAUCUUCAGUGUCCCACAAAUAUUGUUGACAUUAGUGAUUGUGACUUUAGUUAUUUAUAUUUUGCAUUUGUAUUUUUAUUCAAUUGGGUAGCUUUUUAAAUUAUCUUUAUGGAUUCCAUGUCCAGAAUGCACCUUAACCUGAUCUAUCUCGUCAGCAUGUAUUUUACUCAACAUAGUGCUGUGGGAAGAAGCGUCAAAGUGGACUGUUUUGUGCUGUGGGAAGAGUCAAAGUGGACUUUGUGAGAGCCUUUGCUGCUGUGCUGACUGAUGAGCAAUGCUGUUUGAAAUGCUCGUGACUGAUAAAGCUGAGGCCGUUAGUUUCAUGCACAUUUAGGGCGUGGGAGGAAAGGGAGAUUGUGCAGUUCAGUCAAAGGUUGCAUUAAUGAGGUAAAAGAGUACAUUAUUCAUUUUCCAAAACAAUUUGGAAUUGGAAAAAAUUAUCAACUCGACUGAGGAUGAUUAAUUUCUUCAAUUAUUAUUUUCUCCCCGUGCUAGAUUCUCCAUGGUCAGCUGUGACUUUUGACUUGGACAUUUGCUCCUUCAGCUAUUUUUAUAUGCUGGUCAAUGAGUGAGGAUGCCAAUCUAGAAUGUCACAUUUUGAGUAACAUUACUUGUGUCAGAUGAUUAUUAGACAAUAAUGCAAGUUUACUUUAGUACUAAUUGAUGGUCUUCCAGUGUCUUGUGUGAUAUUACCCAAUGAGUCAAUGUAAAAGAUUGUGAAAAUCCAGUUGAUCAUUCAACUGUCCUAAGUUAGCCAGCAUCAGCCAGGAUAUUAGUGAGCCUCAAAUAUUCCAUAUUGAAGAGAAAGUAAACCAGAAGUCUUGCUUUGAAUUAUUCUGGGCAUUUCUGCUGGGAGUGUUCAUUAUUUGGAUGACCAGUGAUAAUGGUGGGAGUGGCCUUAGAACCAGCCAGAUUUGUGUGAAGCUUUCAAAUUCUUGUCCACAUCAAAUAUGAAUAACGAGCACAUGGAGGAAGCACUGAAAGCCAACUAAUAUAAAUUGAAUCGCAUGGCAACGAGGAAGGAGUCUAACUUUGAAGGAAACAUAUGUCGUUGGAAGAACAUAAAUAGUAGACUAAAACUACUGCAGAUUGUGCAGGGCACCGUUGAUUGAACACAGGGCACAAAUGCCGAAGGGAGUUUGUGGGAGUAAAUUCCAUUCCCGCUGCAAAUCUUAUCCCAAAUUUACAUGGUGUGGUACAAUUUGAUUGCCUUAUUGUCAGGCUGGAAUUUUUUUAAGUACCACCUUGUAAUCCCCCCCUUCAAAAGGGCGCAUUAUUACAUGAAAAAUUAAUUCUAUGUCGAUGCAAUAAUUGUCAACAGGGAUCAUGGAUUCUUGUUUUGAGACAUGUCCAAUCCCUUGAGUGCACUCAGGUAAGCAAACUGCACACCUGGAAAAUAUGCAUAAGUGGAGCGAGGGAGAUUAAUGUAUGAAGAGAAAUGCUCAAGAUUUACAUGUUGGUCCCAGUUUUUGUGGUAAUGUUGCUGAAUGAAUACUGGAAUAUUUUACAGGUAUAGAUUUGGUUCUUGAAAUGCUGUCCCAGUACCAAAUGUGGAGAAAUCAGGGUCUAAUUCUGGAUCUAAUCACAAUGAUCUGGGAGGAAGAGCUGAAUAAAUAUUUUAUUAAAAAGGAAAACUAAUCUUGAUUAUGUGACCCGAUUAUUGUGAUUUUAAUACAGAGUAAAUUGCAUGCCCUGAAACCCCCUGAAAUGGCAUGUGGACAUGGUUUCACUUGUUAACAAAGAUGUGUUAUGGAUCUAGUUGCAACACUGCCUGAUAGAGAAGACAUUGGAAAUAGUAGAAUUUUAUUCAAAUAGAAUAAGAAUCAACAUUUUAUAUGGAAUUAGUCAACAAUUUCGAAUUGUGUGACUCAAUAGAAAUUGUUUUAUUGAAAUCUGCAAUUUAAUGACGAUAUUAAAGUUACAUUUUGAAGUCU
Molecule: messenger RNA, 6286 nt
Organism: Leucoraja erinaceus (little skate)
Lineage: Eukaryota; Metazoa; Chordata; Chondrichthyes; Rajiformes; Rajidae
Product: cullin-5
Exons: 19
Coding region: 438-2777 (779 amino acids)
Biological process (GO): SCF-dependent proteasomal ubiquitin-dependent protein catabolic process; protein ubiquitination
Cellular component (GO): SCF ubiquitin ligase complex; Cul5-RING ubiquitin ligase complex
Molecular function (GO): ubiquitin protein ligase binding
Source: RefSeq, a predicted model, not a curated record